AUGAUCAUGAUCAACUCCUUGGGCCCCAGAUUCCCCAGCGCUGCCUUCUGCGUCUUUCGCGUCAAGAAUAAUCAAGGCCCUCGAUAUGGGACUGAGUGGGAAAUAUUUGCACUGGACGCCGCCAGCUGUCAGGCCUUUCUUCUCCUGGGCUAUGAUCAGGGUGUUAUGAGUGGGUUGGUGGGAGCCAACAAUCAGUUUGGCAAGCAGUUCAACCACCCUGAUGCUACGAUGCAGGGGAUCUUGACCUCGAUUUACGAUAUCGGCUGCGCCGUCGGAUGUCUUCUCAGUUUCAUCGUUGGCCACCGAGUUGGUCGUAAGCGGAUGAUUAUCGCAGGUGGCUCCAUCAUGGUUAUUGGCACGAUUAUCCUGGGCUCUUCGUACAGUACCGCGCAGUUCUUGGUCGGCAGAGUUGUAACCGGCUUCGGAAACGGCAUCAACAGCAGCACGGUACCGACAUACCAGAGUGAAAUGGCCCGACCGGAACACCGCGGUAGACUUCUCUCCGCGCAGGGCACAGUGACCAUCGUGGGUCUCUGUAUUGCAUACUGGAUCGACUACGGAUUAAGCUUUGUGGACUCGCCUGUGCAGUGGCGCUUCCCGAUCAGCUUCCAGGCAUUCUUCGCCGUUUGUCUUGUGGUUCAGAUGCUCCCUCUUCCAGAUACUCCUCGCUGGCUUUGCGAACAAGAUCGGAGCGACGAGGCUGCCUCUAUUCUAGCCCGCCUCCAACUCGAGCAGCCCGCGAAUGAGUCUACACCCGACGUCGUGCACCUGCGUCGCCAGAUUGAGACAUCCAUUGAAAUCGAGUCUGCUGGCGGACCCUUCAAGUACAAGGAGCUUCUGUGGGGGGGCAAGAUUCAAAACCUUCGUCGCAUGAUCCUUGCGGGUCUAGUCAAUGUCCAGCAGCAGUUCACUGGAUCAAACAUGAUCAAUUACUAUGCACCCGUCGUCUACCAAAAUGCCAUGCACCUCUCCCGCAACCUGUCCUUGAUUCUUGGCGGCUGCACCUCUCUCGCAUAUCUCUUCGGAUCAAUCAUCCCCCUGUGGAGUAUGGACCGGUUCGGUCGCCGAGCCUCACUCAUGUUAUCUGCGGCCGGUCUUUGCUUCUGUUUCGUGAUGGUCGCUAUCUUGCUGUCGAUCGGCUCCACGCAAUGUGCGUAUGCUGCGACCGCAUUCGUUUUUAUCUUCCAGAUUUUCCUAGGAUUUGGAUACUUGCCCGUUCCAUGGUUCUAUCCUAGUGAAAUCACCACCACUCGCAUUCGUGCCAGAGGUCAGGCAUUUGCAGGUUUCAUCAACUGGAUGUGUGUCUUCAUCGUUGUGCAAGUAACGCCAACCGCAAUUGAUAACAUCGGGUGGAGGACAUUCAUUAUUUUCGCCUGCUUCUGUUUCUCAUGGAUCCCAAUGGUAUACUUCUUCUUCCCCGAAACCAAGGGACUGGAACUGGAGGAUGUCGAUCAUCUUUUCGAGGCCGGCGGUAUCACCGGGGGCGUUUUUGCGUCGCGUGGAUACCCCGUCCGGCCAGGGUUCCACCGCAGCCAAAAUACGGACAGGAUUGAAAAGCCCAUUACUGAGCACGUUGAGGCUGGGGCAAAUGUAUAA
This is a messenger RNA of Penicillium cinerascens, 1596 nucleotides long. RefSeq names its product sugar porter family MFS transporter. The record is from RefSeq and is a predicted model, not a curated record. Gene Ontology annotation, cellular component: membrane. Gene Ontology annotation, biological process: carbohydrate transport; transmembrane transport. The transcript has 7 exons. NCBI's taxonomy places the organism in Eukaryota, Fungi, Ascomycota, Eurotiomycetes, Eurotiales, Aspergillaceae. Gene Ontology annotation, molecular function: carbohydrate:proton symporter activity. Bases 1 to 1596 code for a protein of 531 amino acids.